AUGGUUGGAUAUGGCGGUGGAGAGCUAGAGCUUGAGAGGUGUGUUCGUGAAGCUUAUGGCAGCGAUGCUCAGCAAUGCGGCCGUGAUGGCCGCUUAAGAUGGAAACUCCCCGAGAACCUCAUUUCUUCAAGCCUCUUCUUCCUGGUUUUCAAAGUGGCGUGGUAUUCUCAGUUCUUGAAGUCUAUUUUUCCUUAUUUUGCAAUACCACUUGACUUCUACUCAAAACACAUACAAGGGGCUGAGAUCAAUAAACCAUGGAAGCUAAGAUCGGACGCUUCGGAUCAAAUUUGGGAGGUGAUCCGAGAAGGCAGGACACUCACCAAAGGUUGGAAAGAGUUCACCGAAGCACAUGAUCUUCGAAUCGGUGACAUUGUCAUCUUCAAACACGAAGGAGACAUGGAAGAAGCCGACGCGGAUGAUGCUCCUACUUUCUCAUACGACUACUGCUUCUUGGCUGAGGUUACUGCUACAAAUCAAAAGGACGACAAAAUGUUUCUUCCUGUGGAAGCUAUGUGGUGUGGUGCUUUGAACCAACAAUGCAAAGAGGUCAAACUUGUCAACAAGGAGGGAAAGUCAUGGACUGCGAGCUUCGGAUUUAGCGAAUCAGACGGCGCAUAUUACAUCAGCAGAGGGUGGAGAAAGUUCUGUCGUGAUAACAGAUGCACCAACGGAGCUUUGUUUGUGUUCAACGUGGUUGGAGACGGGACGACAACUCCAUUACUGUGUGUAUGUACGGAAAGGAAGGAGUGUACUGAACUACUGAUCAACCACUUCAGCAGAAUCGAUGGUAGCAUUGCUUCUACCUCACGAAAUUAG
Molecule: messenger RNA, 816 nt
Organism: Brassica rapa (field mustard)
Lineage: Eukaryota; Viridiplantae; Streptophyta; Magnoliopsida; Brassicales; Brassicaceae
Product: B3 domain-containing protein REM7-like
Molecular function (GO): DNA binding
Source: RefSeq, a predicted model, not a curated record